Molecule: messenger RNA, 3111 nt
Organism: Pezoporus flaviventris
Lineage: Eukaryota; Metazoa; Chordata; Aves; Psittaciformes; Psittacidae
Gene: PRSS12
Product: serine protease 12
Exons: 13
Coding region: 22-2496 (824 amino acids)
Biological process (GO): proteolysis
Cellular component (GO): membrane; terminal bouton; synaptic cleft
Molecular function (GO): serine-type endopeptidase activity
Source: RefSeq, a predicted model, not a curated record
UGAGCCGGCGGGACUGGCGCUAUGAUGUUCGUCGGUUUUGUGGUGGCGCUGGUGAUAGGGACUGUCCCCGGAGCCCGCGAGCUGGGGCGGGUCUCCGCCAGCCUCCCGGCCAUCCGCCACCCGCAGCCACCCGCCUCGGCCCCGCCGCCGCCGCCCCCCACCGGCCGCCCAGCUGUGCCGCCAGCCGGGAGCUUCGCCGCUCCCCGGCGCCCUUGGCCCCCGGCGGCGUCCACUCUCCCGCGGCGGCGGACAGCGGGGAGGGCGCCGCGGGGCCGCCGCUGCUCCUGCUCCCCGUCCGGCGGCAGCGGGCGGCCCGGGUGCGCCCCGGGGGGUGGCCAGGGCCCGGCGGAGCGCGGAAGCGCUGACUGCGAGCAAGGGACAGUGAGACUCCAGGGUGGCAAGAAUGAGUUUGAAGGUACAGUGGAGGUUUAUUUGAAUGGAAUCUGGGGAACAGUCUGUGGGAGCCAUUGGGACAAUGAUGAUGCGACAGUCGUAUGUCGACAACUUGCACUUGGUGAAAAAGGUACAGCAAAACAUGUACCAUUUUCUGGACUGGGCCUUACUCCUGUUUACUGGAAUGAAGUGCGUUGUCGUGGUGAUGAAGAAAAUAUAUUGUUAUGUGAAAAAGACAUCUGGCAUGAUGGAACAUGUCCUCAAAAAAUGGCAGCUGCUGUCACAUGUAGCUCUUCCCUGGUCUUUACUCCAAUCCGGCUGGCUGGUGGGAGCAACGCUCAUGAAGGAAGAGUAGAAGUCUAUCAUGCUGGCCAGUGGGGGACUGUCUGUGAUGAUCAGUGGGAUGAUGCAGAUGCUGAAGUCAUCUGUCGGCAGCUUGGCCUUGGGGGUGUUGCAAAGGCAUGGAGCCAGGCUUACUUUGGAGAAGGCUCAGGUCCCGUGCUACUGGAUGAAGUGCAGUGCACAGGAAAUGAACUAUCCAUAGAGCAGUGUCCAAAAAGCUCCUGGCGAGAACACAACUGUGACCACAAAGAAGAUGCUGGUGUUUCCUGCACACCUCUCACAGAUGGUGCAUUAAGACUAGCAAGUGGGAAAGGCAAUCAUGAGGGACGCCUGGAGGUCUAUUAUACUGGGCAGUGGGGCACAAUCUGCGAUGAUGGGUGGACAGAGCUGAAUACACAAGUGGUUUGCCGGCAGCUGGGAUUUAAGUAUGGAAAACAUGCCCCAGAGAGCUACUCAGAAGGAAGCUCUGGGCCCAUCUGGUUAGAUGAUGUCAGCUGCUCAGGGAAGGAGACAAACCUCCUGCAAUGCUCAUGGAGAGAGUGGGGAAAACAUGACUGCAACCAUCACGAGGACGUCAGACUUAUUUGCCAUCCAGAUAAUGACAACCAUAAGCUCACACUCGGUCCCCCCAUCAGGUUGAUGGAUGGUGAGAAUAAGAAGGAAGGACGUGUAGAGAUUUUUAUCAAUGGACAGUGGGGCACGAUUUGUGAUGAUGGAUGGUCUGAUAAGGAUGCAGCUGUGGUCUGUCGACAGCUUGGCUACAAAGGUCUGGCUAGAGCAAGGACAAUGGCUUACUUUGGGGAAGGCAAAGGCCCAAUCCACGUGGAUAAUGUGAAAUGUACAGGAAAUGAGAGAUCCUUGGCAGACUGCAUUAAAGAAAACAUUGGGACUCACAACUGCCGCCACAGUGAGGAUGCAGGAGUGAUUUGUGACCACCUAAGCAAGAAGGCCCUAGGGAACAGCAAUAAAGAUUCUCUUGCUUCUGUUUGUGGAUUGAGGUUACUACAUCGUCGACAAAAGCGAAUAAUUGGUGGGAAAAAUUCUUUACGGGGUGGAUGGCCAUGGCAGGUUGCACUCCGGCUGAAAUCUUCUCAUGGUGAUGGAAGACUCUUGUGUGGUGCUACUCUUAUCAGCAGCUGCUGGGUCCUCACUGCUGCACAUUGCUUUAAAAGGUACGGCAACAUCACUCGGAACUAUGCUGUGCGAGUUGGAGACUAUCACACACUGGUACCAGAAGAGUACGAGGAAGAAACUGGAGUCCAACAGAUUGUGAUGCAUAAAGAGUACAGGCCUGACAGCAGCGACUAUGACAUUGCAUUGGUGAGGCUACAGGGGCCAGAGGAACGGUGUGCCAGAUUCAGUUCCCAUGUCUUACCUGCUUGUUUGCCAUUAAGAAGAGAGAGACCACAGAAAACUGCUCCCAACUGUUAUAUCACUGGAUGGGGUGACACAGGAAGUGCUUAUUCAAGAACAUUACAACAGGCUGCCAUCCCCUUACUCCCCAAGAGGGUAUGCGAAGAACGUUACAAAAGAAGAUUCACAGGAAGAAUGCUCUGUGCUGGAAAUGUCCAGGAACAGAAACGUGUUGAUAGCUGUCAAGGAGACAGUGGGGGUCCACUGAUGUGUGAACGUCCAGGGGGAAGCUGGGUUGUGUAUGGUGUGACCUCCUGGGGCUAUGGCUGUGGAGUGAAAGAUUCUCCAGGUGUCUAUACAAAAGUAUCAUAUUUUGUACCCUGGAUAAAAAGUGUCAUCAAACUAUGAAUGUCCAUAAUGAAAACCAAACUUUGUUAACAACGUUUGAGGCAGAACAACUUGAACAGCACAGGUGGUACGUGCACAGCUGGGGUCCAGAGUGGGUGGAAAUUUUCCUCAUUUGUGUGUUUUUCUUUUUGUUAAAUCCAAACUGUAUACACGCCACCUUUCCGGUUAGGGAUUACUACCCAAACAAAAUCCUUCUGUGUUAAGGUAGUUCAUAUACUGCAUGAAUAAGUUACCAUAUAUCUAAGAUAAAGGGAAAAGUGAUAGCCAGCUUAGAGUAACAGGAAAUUGGAGCAGGACAGCUAGAGUUCACUAUGAGAUUCACUGCCUACAGGAAGACUGCAGUAGCUCCAAGCUAUUUAUGGUUCAAACUUCCCUAGAAUUAAUUACAGAUCUCAAAAUCAAUUUUCCAUCUAUUUAAUCAGUUCCUGGUUGUUCUCUUAUUAUUCCUAUAAUCAGCCCUCUAAUUUUGAAUCAUGUUUCAUUAACUAAUGAGACCAUUAGCAGGUUGAUUCUUGGUAAGCAAUUCUGAGUAUAUAUUAGAAGUUAGAAGGAAAAUAAUGGCUGAUAACCAGAUCCCCAGCUAUUCUGAUAAAUGCUCUCACAUCUUAUUGUGCA